AUGGCACCCGUCCACCCACUGUCAGAGCUCAGCUUUGCUGAAACGCAACAAGCCAUCGCAAUCAUCAGAAAGUUACACGGUCACACAGAUCUUGUAUUCAAAGCCGUCACACUUGAGGAACCUAUCAAAGAACAAACGAUUGCAUAUUUGAAUGCUGAGCAGAAUGCAAAGCCUCUGCCGUCUAUUCCACGGACGGCAUUUGCAGCUUAUUACUUCAAGGGCACUGAUAGCUUUAUCACGACGUACGUCAACCUCAGUUCAGGCCUUGUUGAAAGGACUGAGCGCAUGAGCCCCGAAUAUCAUGGCAACGUGGACUUCAAGGAAGUCGUGGUUGUCGAGGAAAUGGUGAUGAAGGAUCCAGCGGUCGUCGAGCAUAUCCAGAAACUGCAGCUCCCUUCUCACCUCAUGGUGGUUCCUGAGGCCUGGGGUUUUGGAACCGACGGCCUGGACGAUGCAAGACGACAAUACCAGGUCUACAUGUUUGUGGGCGAGAAAUCGAAUCCUGACAGCAACCACUAUGCUCGUCCGCUGUCAUUUUCUCCCGUUGUCGACCCCGUUGAAAUGAAAGUCACCAGAAUCGAUCAGAUCCCAACUGGCGAAGACUGGAAGACCGGGGAGACUGGUCCAUGGCAAUAUAUCCCGCCUAAGGAGUAUGUGCCCGAAGAGACUACCCUCCGAAAAGGGUUGAAGCCUCUCCAAAUAGUCCAACCUGCCGGACCGUCUUACUCAAUCACUCCCGACAAUGUCAUCACAUGGCAGAAAUGGCACGCCAGGAUCGGUUUCAAUUACCGAGAGGGUGUCGUACUUCGGGACGUACGCUACGACGGGCGACCUAUCUUCUACCGAAUCAGUCUCAGCGAGAUGACCGUCCCGUAUGCUGAUCCACGGUCUCCAUAUCAUCGAAAGCAGGCAUUUGACCUAGGCGACGUUGGUGCAGGACUUGUCUCGAACAAUCUCAAGCUCGGCUGUGACUGUCUCGGCUCCAUCACAUAUCUCGAUGGCCUGCUAGUCUCCCCGGAAGGCGAGCCUGUGGUCAAAGAAAAUGCUGUGUGCAUCCACGAGCAAGACAAUGGCAUAGGGUGGAAACACUCUAACUACCGCACUGACCGCGCGUGCGUCGUACGAAACCGCGAACUUGUUAUUCAGCAGAUCCUGACCGUUUCUAAUUACGAAUAUAUACUUGCCUUCAUUUUCAACCAGGCAGGCGAACUCCAUUACGAGGUCCGCGCAACAGGCAUUCUGUCUACUGCUGCAAUCGACCCAGGCUGUUCAGUGCCAUGGGGAACCAUCGUCCACGAAGGAGUUCUGGCCCAACAUCAUCAACACUUGCUCUCCCUCCGAAUAGACCCCGCCAUCGGAAGCUACACGGAUGGCAAUCGCCUAGCAUACUCAGAAUGCUAUGCUAUGCCCAUGGACGACUUCAACCCACACGGCAACGGCUACAUCUCCAAGAUGUCAUUGGUUGAAAAGGCAGGCGGAAUCGACCUAGACUCGUCCAAAAGUCGCGUCUUCAUGAUCCAGAAUGCCCAGAUCACCAACACGGUCAACAAGAUGCCCAUCGCAUAUAAGAUUGUUGCUCCACCCAUGCAAAAGAUCCUGGCCCAUCCAGAUAGUUACCAUUUCAAACGUGCCGAGUUCGCCGACCACAAUAUCUAUGUCACCAAGUACAGGCAAGAUGAGCUGUUCUCGGGCGGAAAAUACACGAAUCAAAGUCGUGGUGGAGAAGGAAUCAAAAGCUGGGUAGCACGCGGCGACAGUGUCGUGGAUGAGGACAUCGUGGUAUGGGUGCAGUUUGGCUUGAACCACGUCCCAAGGAUUGAGGACUUCCCAGUCAUGCCCGUCGAGAUUCUCAAAGUCUCACUCAAGCCGGUCAACUUCUUUGACCGAAACCCCUCGGUCGAUGUGCCUCCCUCGCAGCAAAAUGUGAAUCAGUCAACAUUUGUACAUCGCGAUGCUACUGGGGGAGCAUGUUGCGCUGAAGGCCCAAAGCGUGAGCAGAGGCUCUAG
Fonsecaea pedrosoi CBS 271.37 is the source of this 2007-nucleotide messenger RNA. RefSeq lists its product as uncharacterized. The coding region runs from base 1 to 2007 and encodes 668 amino acids. Lineage: Eukaryota; Fungi; Ascomycota; Eurotiomycetes; Chaetothyriales; Herpotrichiellaceae. Gene Ontology annotation, biological process: amine metabolic process. The record is from RefSeq and is a predicted model, not a curated record. The transcript has 6 exons. Gene Ontology annotation, molecular function: primary methylamine oxidase activity; quinone binding; copper ion binding.